Molecule: messenger RNA, 1094 nt
Organism: Penaeus chinensis
Lineage: Eukaryota; Metazoa; Arthropoda; Malacostraca; Decapoda; Penaeidae
Product: pro-resilin-like
Exons: 3
Coding region: 1-972 (323 amino acids)
Cellular component (GO): extracellular region
Molecular function (GO): chitin binding
Source: RefSeq, a predicted model, not a curated record
AUGGGAAACGACACAGCGACCUCGUUUUUCACACCGACAACUGAACGAAGGUCGCUGGGCGGAGACUGGACAGCGCCUUCGAGUAUAAAGGUUGGCCGCCAGUCGUUCAUCGUCACUCUCCCUCCUCCUCUCCCGCUUCUAAGCCUCAUCAUGAAGUCCCUCAUCCUUUGUGCAAUCCUUGGCGUCGUUGUGGCCGACCGCCUCAACGGAUUCAACGGAAAUGGUAACGGUUACGGAGCACCUCCUCCUCCCAGCAAUGGAUAUGGUGCACCCACCAACGGAUUCAACGGAAAUGGUAAUGGUAACGGCAACGGUAACGGUAACGGUUACGGAGCACCUGCUCCUCCUAGCAACGGUUAUGCAGCUCCCAGGAACACCUAUGGCACGCCCAACGGCGCCUACGGAGUAGACCCUGAGAUUGCCGCUUUGGCCGAGAACAUUCCCGGGGGCGGCGUCCCCGGUGAGGACUACCCCAUCUUGGCUUCCGUGCCCGACACCGGCUUCUCGUGCGAUGACCAGGCGGUGCAAGGUUAUUACGCCGACACUGCAGCUGAAGCCGGCUGCCAGGUGUUCCAUAUCUGCCAGGACCGCGCCCUCAGGCGCCAACAGGACUCGUUCCUGUGCCCCAACGGUACCAUCUUCAACCAGCAGUACCUGGUAUGUGACUGGUGGUUCAACGUGGACUGUUCUCAAGCUGAGAGCUUCUACUCCGUCAACGAACUCAUCGGAGUCGUUCCCGACGCCGGAUACGCCUAUGGACCCGCCACCAACGGAAACGGUAACGGCUAUGGCUCCAACGGCAACGGAAGGAACGGAAACGGCAAGAACGGAAGCAAUGGAUACGGCUCCAACGGAAACGGAAAGAACGGAAAUGGAGGCAGCAACGGCAACGGCUACGGUGCCCCCCCUGCCCCAAGUAACGGCUACGGUGCCCCAGCUGCCCCAUCCAACUCCUAUGGAACUCCUUUCUAAGCUGAAUUUGAAGGAUCUCACAUUAGAAUAAUUACCUGUAUAUUUUUAUACACAGAUGUUUACUCUGAUUUUUAUAUAGUAAUUUUGUAUAUAUCUAUUUUUCAAAUAAAAUGAAGAUUAGC